Messenger RNA from Exophiala mesophila, 1133 nucleotides. RefSeq lists its product as uncharacterized. Gene Ontology annotation, molecular function: protein tag activity; ubiquitin-like protein ligase binding. The transcript is spliced from 3 exons. Gene Ontology annotation, cellular component: nucleus; septin ring. The record is from RefSeq and is a predicted model, not a curated record. NCBI's taxonomy places the organism in Eukaryota, Fungi, Ascomycota, Eurotiomycetes, Chaetothyriales, Herpotrichiellaceae. Gene Ontology annotation, biological process: protein sumoylation. The coding region runs from base 418 to 723 and encodes 101 amino acids.
AACCGUUGGACAGCGUUAGGGCCUCUUGAGGCGCCGAAAAUGGACGGAUAGGCGACUAGCGCCACUCUGAUGGUGACUCCAACUCGUCAACAGUCGCGGCGCUUGCAUGCCGCCUCUUGGUGUGCAAUCUGCAGAUGGCAAACCCCAAAUCAUUACCUUAUUCACUCGUUGUCGAUCCCGCAAUAAUUCUGCGAGGCUGCUUUGCCUUUCCUUCAAUUCUUCCUUCAUCUUCUUCACCUUCAUUCUUCUUCCUCCUCCUCUUGUCAUCCCCAACAGCCUCAAUAACUCCCCAUCUUGAAACGGUUGUCCAAUCUCAAGACAGACUUCACAAUAUCCAAACCCCGCCUUAGGAUUGACUGAUUGUGCCACGUCGGUCUACGAUACUUGUCCCGUCGAUCUCAACCACCCGCAUACAGAAUGUCUGACAACGGUCAGCAAUCUCCUAAUGGCGCCGCUGAUACACCUACGGCUCCUCCCUCGACCGAACAUCUGAACAUCAAGGUUACAGAUGGCAAUAAUGAAGUUUUCUUUAAGAUCAAAAAGAGCACCAAGUUGGAGAAAUUGAUGAAGGCAUUCUGCGAAAGACAGGGAAAAGAUAUUAGAUCUGCAAGAUUUCUCUUUGAAGGUCAAAAGGUUCAACCCAUUGAUACACCCGAACAGUUGGAGAUGGCAGACGGCGAUUCGAUCGAAGUGCACCAAGAGCAGAUCGGAGGGUCAUUCUAAAUGACCUGGCCAGUCUUGCCUGAGCAGGCAUGGUGGUCAUGACAUGACAAGAGUCUGUUCACGGCUACGACACAACAAGGCUCACAAGGAUUCUAUUUGCACGCGUUGGAGCGAGGAAGAACAGGGCCUUUUGCAACAUGGCGUUUGGGGAGGAGUUUGUGCUCUUAGGAUAUCCGCAAAGAGAUGCAGGAGAUCCCCAGCCAGAAAUGUGCUGAUCGCAAGUUCUCAUCUUCUCAGGCAAGGCAUCUCUGGGAGGCGGUGGAAGGCACUGUUUUCACCGAAGUCACUGAGCAAAAUUUGUCUGCAGAUCAGGGCGGUGGACAGGUGUGGCUUGACCUGAGGCCUGAGUGCACAUGGUUCCUUGGUACAGCCUAGUGUAGAAACAUUUACCGAAUUCCUUCCGUUCCGUG